Molecule: messenger RNA, 3217 nt
Organism: Asterias rubens (European starfish)
Lineage: Eukaryota; Metazoa; Echinodermata; Asteroidea; Forcipulatida; Asteriidae
Product: serine/threonine-protein phosphatase 6 regulatory ankyrin repeat subunit B-like
Exons: 1
Coding region: 271-1668 (465 amino acids)
Molecular function (GO): protein binding
Source: RefSeq, a predicted model, not a curated record
UGCAAAGUAACCGGUAAACACUCUAUAAGGAAUUCCAUGCAAAGCCUUCAAGGAAUGUGCCCUCUGACGAUGGUAUGGUGUGCGGAUAAUGUAACGCAAAUUAUAAGCUGAGGCUGCAUUCAUAUGACGGUUGCAAUAUCGAUGAACACGAGCCGCUACUGUGAAUGCUAUUUUGAUUUAGGUCACGCAUGCAGCGUUCCAUACAAAAGAUGCCGUAUACUUUUUACGUUCGUGAUAGUUCAAGUAUCGUGUUGAACAAUCGUCAGAAAAAUGGAACUUUGUUCAACUACUGCUGACGAACUGGUGGAGCUGAUAAAUACUGACGGUAGCUCACUUCAGUUGGAUAAAAUUCUUGAAUCUUGUACAAAUCCUAGUGAGCAGAUUGGCCCUUUGCUGCUAACUGCAUUGCACCACGCUGUACAUAAGCGUCGCCAAGACUAUGUCGAAUGUUUCGUUAAACAUCACGUCGAUGUUAAUGUGCAAGAUUACUGUGGUUAUACACCAAUUCAUCUGGCAGCUAAACAUGACCAAGUAGAAAUUCUACAACAAUUGCUGCGACCAGAAUGCAAGGCAGACACCCAAAAGCAAGAUGCUGUUGGAUAUACACCGCUUUCUCAUGCUUUACAGGAAGGCAACCACACAUGUGCAGAAGUGUUACUUCAAAAUGGCGCCGAUCCUAACUUCUACCACAAACAUAUAGGCAGUGAACUUCAUAGGGUUCCAUCUGAGUUUCCGAAAUGUGUGGAGGUUUUGUUGAAAUACGGUGCCGAUCCUGAGGUAACAACACCGAAAGGGUUUACAGUAUUGCAUUCUGCUGUGGAGGAGGGGAAUCUCAACUUUGUUCAGAUUCUGCUGGAAUUAGGUUGUGAUAUCAAUGCAUGGACCAGUCCACGAACAGGUAGGAAUAGACGCAAUGCUCUGCAGCUAGCCAUUAUUGGAAACGAAAUUGACGUUGCAAAAUGUCUGCUUUCAAACUCGGCCGAUGCUAACUGCCGUGACCAACAGGGGAACACCCCACUUCAUCACUCGGCUGCUCACGGUAGCGUGGACAUCAUCCAGCUCUUGUUAGAUUAUGGCGGCAACAUCCAUGCAAAGAAUGAUCGGCUAUUUGAACCCUUCCAUCGUGCUUGCUCUGCCGGCAGAGACCCAGCCAUCCUUACUUUUCUGAUAAAGCAUGGUGCAGACAUGGAUGCCCUCAACAUCACUAAUGACACGCCUCUUCACUGCCUCUUCUUACACUACCAGUAUGUGCAGUGGACGACAGAUGAGGCAGCUGACUGUGAACGAUACGAUCGGGAGUGUCGGCAGGGAAUACUCGUGUUCGUCAACAAUGGAGGGCGCUUUACCAUUACAACCGAGAAGGAAGACUUUCGUAGUGUACUGAAGACUCUCCCUCUUCUGAUUGGGUUACCAAAAACGGCAAGUGUCAUUCAAGAAAGUGCCGAUCAGAUCAACAUAUCUGACGUAAAAGACCCAGUGUUCAUUACAGUUGAGGAGCCGCUUCGUUCGCAACUAUUGUACGCCUCCAAUAACCCACGCUCUCUGAGACAGAUAACGCGUAAGGUGAUUCGAGGAUUGAUUGAUACCAAACAUUGUGAGGAAGCUGUUCGAAAGAUACACAUCCCUGCUUUAAUGCAAAACUAUCUGCUUUUCUUAUGGGAAGAUUGAACUAAAUAUGGACUGUAGUUUGAUAUAAGAAUGUCCAGCUAAUAAUUAGUUUUCGGAUAUAACUGUUUGAUCUAAUUUAUAAUAUUAAUCCAGUGUUUUUAUCGCUCAUUUUAAAACCGUGACAGUCAAAGAAAAACAUAAUUUUUGCAACGAAUGAACACAAAUUACAAAAAUACAGGACUUCGGACAAUAUUGUAUCUACUAUUUAAAACGAAUGCAUGGAAAUUUAAAAGUUUGCAUGAACUUAUUCCAUAAUGAAACUCUUUGUGUGAUAAUUAUAAAGAAAAAGACUUUCGAUCGUCCAUUUUGGCUAACAAUUUUAAAGGAACAUUACAGGAUUGGUUUUCGCUGACAAAAACGUUGUUGGCAGUGAAAGUACUUUAUGCCAUCCACCCUAUGCAUACAACUGACAAACCUGUAGAAGUUUUAAAUCGAUCGGCUAUCUGGUUCACAAGAAAAGAGUGAAAAAACGAUUACACAUUUUGCAUGACAUCGAUUUUAAAAAAGAAUAAAACGCUCACUGAGCGAUAAACUCCAAACUGGAAUUAACUUAGCUGUUUCGACUUGGAACAGGUAUUGUUUUCGUCGAGAUUUGCAUAAUUAAAUAUUACUAUUUUAUUAAACCUACACUCGAUAGAAUACCGUAUUUGAGAAUCAUUUAUAUUCAUAUUUGAAUCUGAGAAACGUUACUGUUAGUUACGCUUCUCAGAUUGUGUAUCCCAAUUCCUGUUUUAGUCUUCCUGCAUGGACAUAACUGCGGAUUUUCGGCGAUAUUAAUUUAAAAACAAUACCAACUUUUAUUAACAGUUGAGUGUUAAAUUUUUUGUAUUUUAAUUUUUGUUCACUUCCUAUCAAAUUAUGAAACUUUCAGACAGAAACAUUUCAAUGAUGUUUUGUGCUGUCAUCAUCAGACCGUUUCAGUUUAAUUAGAACCUGUGAUCUUCAGGAUUUUUGUUCUGAUCUUAUUUGUUAUGUACUGAUGUUAAACAUUGAGCAAUAGUUUAUGCAAGGAAAUCAAUUUGAACUAUACCAACAUUGUGAUAUAGAUCGAAAAUGCAUCUAGGCAAUAUUUCACUCUUUUCGCAAAAAUGAAAAUCCAUCAAUAAAAUUGGGGUCACGCCUGGCGGACACUUUCCAUCUAGAUGGACGUAAAAAGCUCAAAUUUCCCCCGUAAUGUAAUCAUGGGGUUUUAGAAACACAAUUCAGUGCUUUGAGCCUUGUGACACGAAGACGGCACUCGAUCUUCUCAGCUCGAAAACUGCGUCUGAUGUUUCUUGUUUGCUAAUCCUUCACAGUUGUCUGUAUAAAAAAAAGUGUUUUUCCCUAGUUCCGAAAGUCUGAAAAAAUCGAAUUACUUCUGAAUGCCUGCUAUCCAGUUUCUAAGCCUCCGUACAAAUGUGUGCCCUGAGUAAUUCUAAAUCAAUUCUCCAAAUGCGUGCCUUUCUGCAGUUUUUCAUCAAGGCACCGACUCUUCACAUCCUUUAAAGGAACACGUUGCCUUGGAUCGGUCGAGUUGGUCUUUGAAAAGCGUCUGUAACCGUUUGUUGUA